GACAGAGAGUUGUUUACAAACAAAUUAAUCAGCACCAAAAGUUCUUUAAUUAAAAGGAACUGUAAGCAGUGCAUUAGGAUUAUUUAAAAUGUGGAAAAGAAUCAAGGAUACUAACCUAUUUUUAACUUUCACCGACGACUACCAGAUAUUUGUAACAGAUUUUGUCUCGGUGUGGUUUUCCUAUUUAUCGAAAACUACUUUUGUUCGUAGUCUAAAAGACAGUAAUAUUUUACUGGAGAUGCCCACAGAAACUUUGAUCCAGAAAGGAAUUCAUGUGUUGACCCAUCCAGGCGACCUAAAAAGUGUUGACAAAAAGACUGAGAACAAUGUUCUAGCGAUUACGUUGACUAUGUCAUUUCCAUAUCCAUUUAAAGUCAAGUUGGAACUUUGUAAAGGAUCUAGGGAAUUAUUUUUCCAAAAAGUUACCCAACCACUACUGGUAACCGUCAGUGAGUUAAAAUCUAGUCAAACGGAGUUGUGUGAGCUGCUGAAUAAAAAGGAUAGUGAAAUUGAAGAGUAUAAACUCAUGGGAGGUGAAAUUGCUAUAAAGUUUCUAAAGACUAAACAAUUUAAUGAAGAAGCAAUGAUGAGCAAAUAUAAAAUGUAUGAAGAGUAUUUUGGAUCUUCAACUGAUACUGUGACUGAUUUACUGAAAGUAAAGUUGGAUGUCCCUGAAGAUGUAACAAAAUUAAAACAAGAAACAGUAGAAGAAUCUGUACAGUCAAUACAACCUACAAUAAAAAUGGAGGCUGACUCCCAACUGAAGCAAAUUCCAUCUUCUAUAUCCAAUCCAAAAAUGGAGGCUGACUCCCAACUGACGCAAAUUCCAUCUUCUAUAUCAAAUCCAAAAAUGGAAGCUGACUCCCAACUGACUCAAAUUCCUUCUAUAUCAAACCCAAAAAUGGAAGCUGACUCCCAAAUGACUCAAAUUCCUUCUAUAUCAAAUCCAAAAAUGGAAGCUGACUCCCAACUGACACAAAUUCCAUCUUCUAUAUCAAAUUCAGUGCCCAUAAAACGAGAACCAGAGCCAUACAAAACUGAAUCACAGUCCCGUAUUCCUAACAAUAGGAAAAGGAUGAAAAAACUUAAUUUAUGAGGGUUAUAGAUUGAUUUACUAAUAGUUAUCCACUAAAAUGCUGGAUUUCUACCUCUAUUUUAGUUAUUAGUAAAUUAGAUAAUUUAGCUAAAAAAUUACAGACCCUUUUUUAGUUAAAAUCAUAUUGCAGAUUGUUUGAACAGGUAUAAUGUAAUAAUUUAUGGAUUUUUCACAAAAAACUACAUACAUUUUUGAUAAAUCUCUGCUGAUUUUGUAUGAACUCAUAAAGUUAUGAUUAAUUUUAUUAUUUUUUAAGUGAAGCUAUGUAUAGUGUUAAGAUGGAUUAUUGAUUAUUAAUUUUAUAAAUAUCAUGAAAUUAUUAUGAAUUAAUGUAUUUUACAUACUUUGUUUAUAGUAAUCGAAAUCCAUCUACAAUGUUAUUGGGUGAUAAAGUUAAUAUGACUGAAAAAAAGGUUAUUAUAUUAAAACUUUAUUAUACAUAGAACAGUUAAAACCUAAUAUUAGUUUAGUUGUGCUGGUACAAUGCUGUUACUAAUAAUGUGAUUAAAGUUGGAGCAAUGAAAUUAGGCAUAGACAAUUAGUUAUUUUUUUAGUGCUAAUAACAUACUAUCAAUAAUAAGAAAUUAUUGUAUAAUUUUUUUAUUGACUUCAGUUUUUAAAUGUUGAUUCAAAUCUCAAUUUUAUACUAAAUAAUUUUAAUUGAGUUUAUAUUUAUUAAAUUAUCUGAUUGUAAUUAUUACAGAUAAUUCGUAAAAUGAACUUUAAAAUCUGUCCAGCAGCCAAUCACAGCACGGGGCCUGCCCAUAGUGCUAAGCACUAUUAAAAUCAUAUACAAAUAUAAAAUUGAUUGAUAUACAAAACGGCAAAAGAUAUUUCAUUGAUCAUUAAUGUAAUCAGUGGAAAAUGUAAGGGUGAGGUCAAAAGAGCGAAAUGAAAGCUCAAUUUUACAGAUUUAAGGAGCGUUUGUAUGAAACCAUGAAAAUUACGCCCGUUAAGUACGCUCAUUUGUCCUCAGCUUAAACCGAAUUAAUGCCAAAAUUAUGUCAUCGGUCCGAAUAAUAAAGAAAUAAGUUAUUUAUGACUCCAAUGUAAUCGCAUUAAAUGUAACCCAUACGCAUGAUGUAUUUUAAUGCAUUGUUGACAAAUAGCUAGUUACAAAAACCAUUCCUAACGUAUAUAUUUUUAAAUUCGUUAGAUAUUAUUAUGUGCUUUAUUAAAUCUAUGUCAAUGCUGAGCAAUUUAAUAAAUAACAAAUAGCAGUUACAUAAUACAACGCAAACUUUCAUUUUAAUUCAAUAGCUUAAGUUAAACAAAAGAUUUAAUAACAAUCGAUACUACGAGUACAAUCGCAUGUCGAAGAAAGGAAAAUUAGUAUUUCAUUUUUUUAAUAAAGUGUACUGCCAAACACAAUUAUUUUUCUGUGAUAGGAAACAAUAAAAUAUUCUUUUUAUUUUAAAUAUGGCCUUUGAUUAUUGUAUUUUACUACUUUUUGAUAGUUUUUUAAUACAUUUUUAAUUCAAUUUGUAGUUACUCUUUAACUCAAUAUACUAUUACAAUCAUUGUACUUUAGCUAACAUUGUGUUUCUAAGAUUUUGGUUGACAGUAGGACUUAUUUAAUAAAUGACUAACAUGGUGAUGACGAUUUACAAUUAAAUGAGUAUUAUUGAUAUUUAAACCUAUCGGUUCACAUUCCUAGUAGGUUUAUUAUUUAGGAAACAUUGUAGACAGUGACUUUAAAAACCGAUGUAUUGGUCGGUGAGUCGUAUGCAAACUUCUUAAGGCCAUUCUGAUAUUAGAAUUCGAUUUAUUGAAUAGAUAAUAACAUUUUAGUCUUAUCAUACUGCGGUGCUUGGAAAUCGCGAAGUUGGUACACGCAUGCACACAGAUAACGCGUGAAGCUAGCACUAGUCUAGAAGUCUAACAGGAGCUUAUUCAGCGCUUGUUCCCAACGAGUCACACCAAAAUGAGUAACCCUGUCACUCGUUGGGAAAAACAGUCACACCCCUACUCGUUAACCUGUAUUUUCUUACUGUAAGCUUUAGAUUACUUCGUUAUUUUGAUGUUUUAUGUAUUUUGUACAUUGUUUCUUUGGAGGGAGUGGAGGCCACGUACCGGAAAAUGCAGCGUGGGACGACCACCCACAAGGUGGACCGACGACCUGAUAAAGGUAGCAGUAAGGCGCUGGAUGCCGCUACCAACCGUGCGAUGUGGAAGUCAUUGGGGGAGGCCUAUGUUCAGCAGUGGACGUCAUAUGGCUGAAAUGAUGAUGAUGAUGGUGGUGAUGAUGAUUAAAGGAAUUUAAUGUUUGUGAUCAGUACCAGUGUGACUCGUUUGGGUGUGACGUGCUUGUUGGCAACAAGCGGUAUUCAAGAACAUCUAAAUUCGACUGUACUUCGAAAGAUCUGCUCCUCUUUUUAUUAGAAGAAUGCAGCUCCUCUUUUUAUUAGAAAAUUAACUGUAUAGUGAUUUCUAUUAAGUUACACAAUAUCUCAAUAACUACGUACUAAUUCUAUGUAAACCAUGGUUACGGUAACUUAGUAAAUUGAAUUGACAUGUUCGUUGUUGACCAAAUUAUUGAAAAGUACUAAAAAGACUAACUUAAAAAUCACUAUACAGUCAACGGCCUAAAUACAUUUUUAUAUUCUGCACUUAGGCAUUUUCACUAAGGUAUUCGUUUGUUGGUCAUUCUUUGAAAUGGUACAGUCAGCGUCAAAUUGUUCGUGACAUUCAAAGUUAGCUAAAAAGUUCGUAACACGUCUUGUUUACAAUAGGCUAGAUGACAAAAUUUCAAUUAUUUGUCCGUCAGACAGAUAAUUAGAAAAUAUUAGACUCAUAUUUUUAUUUUCUUUCAUAAUUCAAUAAUAACAGUGCCACAUCGAGUUGAAAUGGC
Molecule: messenger RNA, 3947 nt
Organism: Ostrinia nubilalis (European corn borer)
Lineage: Eukaryota; Metazoa; Arthropoda; Insecta; Lepidoptera; Crambidae
Exons: 5
Coding region: 89-1096 (335 amino acids)
Biological process (GO): double-strand break repair via nonhomologous end joining
Cellular component (GO): nucleus; DNA ligase IV complex
Molecular function (GO): DNA end binding
Source: RefSeq, a predicted model, not a curated record